CAGCGUCAUCUGCAUUCAAAUGAAAAAACUAUUUUUGUAAAUAUUUCACACGAUGGAGAGGAGGGAUUCGCAUGAUUUGUUAGAACAAAUUAAUAAGGAAGAAAAGAAAAAGAAAUCAGAAAAAAUAUUAAGUGGAAUAUUCUUAGGAUCUAUUACAGGAGCAUCUAUUUUGUUUGGAUUUGGUUUAACAUUAGCAAUAGCAAAAAAGAAAGAGCCAACGUUAUUUCUAAAGGGGAUAAUAAGAAGCCCAGAUAUUCCUGAAAGUGGAGGUUCUUUGGCAUUAAGAGCAUUAGGUUGGGGGACAUUAUAUGCUACAACAGGUUUCAGUUUAUUUUGUUAUGCAGUGUGGAAAGCAUUAGGUGUACAGAAUUUACAUGAAUUUAGACAAAAAGUGGGAUCAAUGUUGCCAAGGAUUACAAAUCCAGAAUCACAAGGAAGAACUGAAUUUGAAAAUUUAAGAGAUCUUAUAAAUUAUAUAAUUGAAGAAGAUAAAGAAAAAAAGACAUAAAAUGCAUUAAAUAUUAUUUGUUAAAAAAAUAAAUAUGUAAAAUUAAAUGAGUGAGUAUAAAAAUUCAGUUGUUAUCUUUAAAUUCAUAAGUUUUCUAUUUAUUAAUAUAACAUGCUACAUAGCACAAAGUUAUUCAUUAAACAAUUCCAAGUUAACUAAACAUAUUAAACAGAAAAAUUUUUACAUACAAAUAAACAUUUGGAAAUACAUUAUAUUGAUAUAAUUUAAAAACUUCUUAAUGCCAUAAAGUAUGUAGACAUAUCCUAUAUGCACCUAUAUCUGGCUGCUUCUUUUCCAAUGAGUUUAAUAUUUGUUUAUUUAUUGUCUUGAAUCAAACUUAAGCCUAAAUUACCAGAUUAUUUCAUAGGCUAUAUUGAAACUAAUUUUUAAUUAACUAAAUAUCUGAAUUUAUCUUAAAGAGGAGGGGUUAAGUUUGCAUUCUUGUAAAGAGAUAAAAUUACAUUAAAAUAAAAUUAAACAUAAUUUGUUCUAAAACCAAAGCAAAUUUUCCCAUAAGAAA
Molecule: messenger RNA, 1028 nt
Organism: Centruroides sculpturatus (bark scorpion)
Lineage: Eukaryota; Metazoa; Arthropoda; Arachnida; Scorpiones; Buthidae
Product: transmembrane protein 242-like
Exons: 4
Coding region: 53-508 (151 amino acids)
Source: RefSeq, a predicted model, not a curated record